This is a messenger RNA of Symphalangus syndactylus (siamang), 4469 nucleotides long. It is a transcript of the gene STAR, whose product is annotated as steroidogenic acute regulatory protein. The record is from RefSeq and is a predicted model, not a curated record. Gene Ontology annotation, molecular function: cholesterol binding; cholesterol transfer activity. Lineage: Eukaryota; Metazoa; Chordata; Mammalia; Primates; Hylobatidae. Gene Ontology annotation, biological process: steroid biosynthetic process; regulation of steroid biosynthetic process; intracellular cholesterol transport. Gene Ontology annotation, cellular component: mitochondrion.
UCAGCUGAGCCUGGAGUUUCUGAAGACAAGGGCUAGAAAUCUGCACUUUAAACUCUUGAAAACCACUGUGUGCCUUCAUCUAAGCUGCCCCUGCUUCUCUCCCCUCCAUCCCUCCAGCCUGGCCCUGUCCUCCCCACUCUCCCCUGCACCCUCCCCCGCCCCACGCUCCCCACAAACGGCCAAAGCAGCAGUGUGAGGCAAUCGCUCUAUCCUUGACCCCUUCCUUUGCACAGUGAGUGAUGGCGUUUUUAUCUCCUGAUGAUGAUGCACAGCCUUCAGCGGGGGACAUUUAAGACGCAGAACACCGAGUCCAGGCUGCAGCUGCGGGACUCAGAGGCAAAGCUUGAGGGGCUCAGGAAGGACGAAGAACCACCCUUGAGAGAAGAGGCAGCAGCAGCGGCAGCAACAGCGGCGGCAGCGACCCCACCACUGCCACAUUUGCCAGGAAACAAUGCUGCUAGCGACAUUCAAGCUGUGCGCCGGGAGCUCCUACAGACACAUGCGCAACAUGAAGGGGCUGAGGCAACAGGCUGUGAUGGCCAUUGGCCAGGAGCUGAACCGGAGGGCCCUGGGGGGCCCCACCCCUAGCACGUGGAUUAACCAGGUUCGGCGGCGGAGCUCUCUGCUCGGUUCUCGGCUGGAAGAGACUCUCUACAGUGACCAGGAGCUGGCCUAUCUCCAGCAGGGGGAGGAGGCCAUGCAGAAGGCCUUGGGCAUCCUUAGCAACCAGGAGGGCUGGAAGAAGGAGAGUCAGCAGGACAAUGGGGACAAAGUGAUGAGUAAAGUGGUCCCAGAUGUGGGCAAGGUGUUCCGGCUGGAGGUCGUGGUGGACCAGCCCAUGGAGAGGCUCUACGAAGAGCUCGUGGAGCGCAUGGAAGCAAUGGGGGAGUGGAACCCCAACGUCAAGGAGAUCAAGGUCCUGCAGAAGAUCGGAAAAGAUACAUUCAUUACUCACGAGCUGGCUGCAGAGGCAGCAGGAAACCUGGUGGGGCCCCGUGACUUUGUGAGCGUGCGCUGUGCCAAGCGCCGAGGCUCCACCUGUGUGCUGGCUGGCAUGGCCACAGACUUCGGGAACAUGCCUGAGCAGAAGGGUGUCAUCAGGGCGGAGCACGGUCCCACUUGCAUGGUGCUUCACCCGUUGGCUGGAAGUCCCUCUAAGACCAAACUUACGUGGCUACUCAGCAUCGACCUCAAGGGGUGGCUGCCCAAGAGUAUCAUCAACCAGGUCCUGUCCCAGACCCAGGUGGAUUUUGCCAACCACCUGCGCAAGCGCCUGGAGUCCAGCCCUGCCUCUGAAGCCAGGUGUUGAAGACCAGCCUGCUGUUUCCAACUGUGCCCAGCUGCACUGGUAUGCACGCUCAUCAGGAGAAUCCCUGCUGGAAGCCUGCAAGUCUAAAAUCUCCAUCUGGCGACAGUGGGAUGGGUGGGGUUCGUGUUUAGAGUAUGACACUAGGAUUCAGAUUGGUGAAAGUUUUUAGUACCAAGAAAACAGGGAUGAGGCUCUUGGAUUAAAAGGUAACUUCAUUCACUGAUUAGCUAUGACAUGAAGGUGAAGGCCCCUAGAAUAAUUGUAAAACUUUUCUUCUGGGUCCUUACAUACCCACCUAAAACCAUCUUUAAAGUACUAGUGGCUGAUAUGGGUGUGGGGGAUGCCAACCACAGGGCCUGAGAAGUCUUGCUUUAUGAGCUCAAGAAUGCUAUGCGCUGGCAGUGCAUGUGCACAAAGCAGAACCUCAGAGGGUCUCCUGCAGCCCUCCGCUCCUCCCGGUCGCUGCACAGCAACACCACAGAACAAGCAGCGCCCCACAGUGGGUGCCUUCCAGAAAUAUAGUCCAAGCUUUCUCUAUGGAAAAAGACAAAACUCAUUAGUAGACAGGUUUCCCUAUUGCUUCCAUAGGCACCAGUCAGAAUAAAGAAUCAUAAUUCACACAAAACAUCAGUCUGUGUUUUAAUAUUGUACUGUUAAAAAAAAUCUAUGCAGCUGGGCGCGGUGGUUCACGCCUGUAAUCCCAGCAUUUUGGGAGGCUGAGGCGGGCGGAUCACAAGGUCAGGAGAUCAAGACCAUCCUGGCCAACAUGGUGAAACCCCGUCUCUACUAAAAUACAAAAAAUUAGCUGGGUGUGGUGGUGCACACCUGUAGUUGUAGCUACUUGGGAGGCCGAGGCAGGGGAAUCACUUGAACCCAGGAGGCGGAGGUUGUAAUGGGCGGAGAUUGUGCCACUGCACUCCAACGUGGGCGACAGAGUGAAACUCCGUCUCAAAAAAAAAAAAAAAAAAUCUAUGCUAGUAGAUUACAACUUCACACUAGAGGAGUUCUGGACAAAGCUUUUAAUUAGUCAAACUAAAUUAAUCAGGCUCAUUAAAAGGAAAGGAACUACUGGGAAAUUAUGCAAUUCAAUAAUUUAGACUCUUACCAGGAUCUUUCAUAAAAAUUUAAUUUCCAUAAGCAUAACCUAAAUGAGUUCUUAAAUAAUUCUAUAAGCAAUAGCUGAUUAAUGGGCCCUGGAAGAUGAAGAUUAUAACUGUUUAUUUACCUAAUUAAAAGGAAAAGCAGUGCCAAAUAUGAGAAUAAACAAUAUUAGUUAACAUUUCUGUUACUUAUGAUGCCAAUUAGUAGUAAGAUAAUUACACAGCUGUCAACUUUGUUUGGGGCUGGCAACUUCUCUGCUUAAACAGGCUAAAAGUUUAGUAUUCUGGGAGAAGUGGCUGGAAUAAGGGGUAAUAUGGUGAAAGCAAAUUCCCUUUCCCAGGAGUCAAGAGAAUUUAUGUGAGGUGGCUCCCGCCUGUAAUCUCAGCACUUUGGGAGGCCAAGGCAGGCGAUCACCUGAGGGCGGGAGACCAGCCUGACUAACAUGGAGAAACCCCGUCUCUACUAAAAAUACAAAACGAGCUGGGUGUGGUGGCGCAUGCCUGUAAUCCCAGCUACUUGGGAGGCUGAGGCAGGAGAAUCGCCUGAAUCCGGGAGGCGGAGGUUGUAGUGAGCCAAGACUGAGCCACUGUACUCCAGCCUGGGUGACAGAGCGAGGCUCUUAAAAAAAAAAAAAUUAUACACACACACACACACAUUGGGAUGGGAGGCGGGUAGAGAGGAUGAAAAAAUCACCAUUACCACCUGAAGCUUUUCCAUUCUUGUUUAAAUAGCAUUGAUGAUUUGCACCAUUUGGAGAUAGAGCUCUGGCUUAUUAUAAAACAGGAGCUGGGCACAGUGGUGCCUACCCACAAUGCCAGCUACUCUGAAGGCUGAGGUGGGAGAAUUGCUGGAGGGCAAUUUGAAAUGAGUCUGGGUUGGCCGGGAGCGGUGGCUCACGCUUGUAAUCCCAGCACUUUGGGAGGCUGAGGCGGGCGGAUCACGAGGUCAGGAGAUCGAGACCACGGUGAAACCCCGUCUCUACUAAAAAAUACAAAAAAUUAGCCGGGCGUGGUGGCGGGCGCCUGUAGUCCCAGCUACUCGGAGAGGCUGAGGCAGGAGAAUGGCGUGAACCCGGGAGGCGGAGCUUGCAGUGAGCCGAGAUUGUGCCACUGCACUCCAGCCUGGGUGACAGAGCAAGACUCCGUCUCAAAAAAAAAAAAAAAAAAAAAGAAAGCAUCAUUAAACCAAUCAUAUUCGACCUGUUUCAAGCAGAGAUUCCCGUGUGAAUGUACAUUUUGGCCGGGCGCGGUGGCUCACGCUUGUAAUCCCAGCACUUUGGGAGGCCGAGGCGGGCGGAUCACGAGGUCAGGAGAUCGAGACCACGGUGAAACCCCGUCUCUACUAAAAAUACAAAAAAUUAGCCGGGCGUGGUGGCGGGCGCCUGUAGUCCCAGCUACUCGGGAGGCUGAGGCAGGAGAAUGGCGUGAACCCGGGAGGCGGAGCUUGCAGUGAGCCAAGAUUGUGCCACUGCACUCCAGCCUGGGUGACAGAGCGAGACUCCGUCUCAAAAAAAAAAAAAAAAAAAAGAAAUGAGUCUGGGCAAGAUAGUGAGACCUCAUCUCAAAAAAAAAAAAAGAAGGAAAAAACAAAGGAGUUGAUGAAACCAAAUUAUGACAAACUAAAUUAAAAAAUUAAAAAAUAGCAUUAGUGGGAACACUGGUAUUUACUGAGGUAUUAAAAUUUUACAACUAGUAAAGGUAUUUAUUAUAAUUUAUUCAGAUUGUUUCUUAGUUUAUUUUUGGCAUGGAUAAAAUUAUUGUUUAUCUAGGAGCCUCAGAGUUGAGAAAGGAUAGUUGUAGAGAAGUAUUUCUAAAAUGGAAUUAUGAUCCACUACCAGCUAAGAGAAAAUAGUUACUUGUUUAAAGAUACCUUAAAGCAACAUAUAUUCUAGUUUCAAGACAACAGGCUGACAGUCAAGAAACAGGCUUUUAACAAACCCACUGGUUUGCUGGAUUCUAAUUGCCUCCUUCAAACUAUAUAAUUGUGUCUUUCUGGUUUCUGUGGAGAUAUUUUCCCACUUGUUUAAUUUUACACUGGAAUAAAACAAGUUGUCACUGUU